This is a messenger RNA of Cryptotermes secundus, 4509 nucleotides long. It is a transcript of the gene Lgr4, whose product is annotated as relaxin receptor 2. Gene Ontology annotation, molecular function: protein binding; G protein-coupled receptor activity. The transcript has 21 exons. The coding region runs from base 391 to 2664 and encodes 757 amino acids. Gene Ontology annotation, cellular component: membrane. Gene Ontology annotation, biological process: G protein-coupled receptor signaling pathway. The record is from RefSeq and is a predicted model, not a curated record. NCBI's taxonomy places the organism in Eukaryota, Metazoa, Arthropoda, Insecta, Blattodea, Kalotermitidae.
UGUAUCUGUGUGUUCCGUAUGGCUCUCACAGUAAACAGCGACUGUUUCCCAACUCUGAAUUAAUCGACUGGCAUUCCUAUUGGUCACACAGCAUGCUUACUGUGAGGCUAGUGAGUACUGCUAAGGCUCCAUGUACCAGGCCGUCGGUUUGGAGUGGCCCCCCCGAUCUCCUCACUCUGGCUUCGUACUUUAGAGAGUUAACAAUUGCACAUUCACUAGAAGAGCUGAGCGUCUCAAGAGCAACACAGUGAAGAAGCGUGUUUCUCCACGGGCAGUGCUACAUGUUGAACUGAACAUUGACUCCGUACGGACGGACGCCAACCGAAAGUGCAAGGGAACACAGGAUCACUUACGGCACCAUAAGUUAACCUCACUGUGGUAAUCGCAUACAUGGUUGGCCAGAGGGCAUGGACGCUGUCUACUGUGCGUGAAUUCGCCAUGUUUCUACACGUGCUCACUAUUGCCAUCUUCACCGGGGGUUCCUGGGCCGGAAGUCAUGUUUGUGGCGAUGGAGAGUUUCGGUGCAACAGUUCGCGCUUGUGUGUCCCCCAGCACCGGAACUGCGACAAGCGAGCGGACUGUCCCGACGGAAGUGACGAAUGGAACUGCUCUGAUGUGCUAGGCUCGCGCUUCUGGGACCACCUGUACCGGAAGCAACCAGCAGCCGAACUGGACGAGAAGGACGCAGACUGCGAGCUGAGGGACUGGAAUUCGUCUCAGUGCGCAUGCGUGGGCCGAUCUGUGCUCUGCAACAACGCGGGCCUCUCCCGACCACCGGUAGGACUACCUACAAGCGGGAUAGAUAUUCUGGACCUAACUGGAUGUUCGUUUCCGGUUUUGAACUCAGACGUAAUGGCUACACUUCCGGAUCUCGACACUUUGGUGCUGUCCCAUUCAGGGGUAGAGGUGCUGCAAGACGCUACUUUCUCGAGGGCUCCAAGCCUGCACACUCUACAUUUGGACAACAACCGCCUGGCCACUCUGCCCGAACCCAUUCUGCGCCCUGAGAACCAGCUGGACACACUAAUCCUCAGACACAAUCGGCUAUCCGCUUUGCCAAGGGGAGCGUUCCGCAACCUGCACAACCUCCGUGAACUAGACUUGAGGCAUAAUCUACUUGCUGAGGUGGAUGGCGACGUCUUCAAGCCGCUUUCGCGUCUCGAGAUACUGUACCUGAGUGAGAACAGGCUGAAAUCGGUACCCCGGUUCGUGCUGCUACCCGCACUGCAGGUUCUGUCACUGACCCACAAUCACAUCGCAUGUAUCGAACCCAGGGCCUUCCCGAACCUGCCGAACCUCCAGAACUUGUACCUGUCAUGGAACGAGUUGCGACGCCUGCAAAAUGACACAUUCGCCCAACUCACGCACCUGCUCAGCCUGAGUCUGAAUGACAACAAAAUCCAUCACGUGGAAACGGACGCCUUCAGGGAGCUCCCCCUGCUCACAUCUCUGUACCUGCAGCGGAACCAGCUGAAGAGAGUGGACAGUCAGGUGUUCCGCCACUUGCACAGCCUGGAACACAUAUACUUCGACGAGUUCAAGCUCUGCUCGGCUGCUCUGCGGGUCCGCGUUUGCGAGCCGCAAGGGGACGGCAUUUCGAGCCUGCAGCACCUGCUGGACAGCGCCGUGCUCCGAGCAAGUGUGUGGGUUAUGGCGGUCCUGGCCUGCGCUGGCAACACGCUGGUUCUGCUUGGCAGACUGGUGACUCGCGAACCGAACCCCGUCCACUCGCUCUACAUUAAGACGCUUGCCUUGGCAGACUUACUGAUGGGAGUGUACCUCCUGAUCAUAGCAGCGGCGGACUGGCAUUACCGCGACAUUUACGUCAAGCACGACUUUCAGUGGCGGCACAGCCCCAUCUGCAACAUCUGUGGUUUCCUGAGUACCAUGAGCUGCGAGUUCUCCGUUCUCAUCCUCACGCUCAUCACGAGUGACCGUCUCGCCUCUGUCACGCGCCCCUUCGACAGGCGGCAACCCUCACUGCGCCGCGCCACGCUGCUCGUCGCGGUACUGUGGCUCCUGGCGGCGAUCGUCGCGGCGCUGCCACUGUGCGUCGAGACGGUGGAUUACUUCGGCGAGGAGUUCUACGGCGGAAAUGGGGUCUGCCUUCCGCUGCACGUCCAGGAUCCGUUUGCUGAUGGUUGGGAGUACUCGGCUGCCAUGUUUAUCGUUCUGAACACGGUGGCGCUGGUGUUCAUCAGUUGCUCCUACUGGCGCAUGCUCCGUGCGGUGCGCUCCUCAGGGCUGUCCCUGCGCUCCACACAGGAGAGGCAAGAUCACGCCCUGGCACAGAGGUUCCUGUUCAUCGUGGCCACUGACUGCCUGUGCUGGAUCCCCGUCAUUGGCGUCAAGUUGGCAGCACUGGCAGGGGCCAAGGUGGACCAGCGGCUGUGCGCGUGGCUUGCAGUUCUGGUCCUGCCAGUGAACUCAGCUCUGAACCCGGUCAUCUACACACUGACCACAUCGUUCUUCAAGAAUCAGAUGUCUCGCCUGUUGCACGCAUGGAAGUCACGUGACAGCGGUCGUUCCCCGGACUCCGCUGCGUCUCUUAGCAACAUGCAAGUGAGCGUUCGUAAGCGGAACGUCGGAAGUCAGCCACCAACACGCUCCAGCACUCUACGUAGUCAUGGAAGCUACAAGUCUAUACAAGGAACAGCUGUAUAGAGAAACAAAGAAACAACUGCAUAGCUACACUGUAGCUACAAGUCUAUACAGGGAAGAGCUGCGUACAGAAACAGAAGGAAACAAACUGCACAGCUACACUGCAGCUACAAGUCUAUAAAGGGAACAGCUCUGCAGAGGAACAGAGGAAACAGCCAUGUAGAUAGUGUGACGUGGAUGGCGCAACAGGAAGCAGGGGUCACUUGAACUCUGCGGUCUCGCGAGUGACAUCACAAUAUGUUGUACCUACUAGUCUACACACUGAACCACUAUGCAGACAUGGCCAUCACCAGGAACUUCUUCUUAGGGGGAUGUGCAGCCACAGAAUGUGUUUACAAUCUUAUGGUUAAGUGAUUAAGAACACUUUUAAUGACCACUGCAUAGCUUUCAGGAUACAAGAAUAUUUUUUUAAAUACUUGUAAUUGUUAUAACUAAUAUUUGGUAAUUUCCUUUUUUUUUUUCUUCAAUUUGAAUUUAAGGAAAAAACAGGAGGGGGUGGGCCGAUUCCUGCUUGCCCCUUGCAACCCACUCAUGACCAAGACCAUCAAGACUUUUAAAGGACAGUGUAGGAAAGGUUACACGUCUAUGAAAAUUGAACUUCACUCAGCAUGAAAUGUUUAGAUAUUGUCACGUUUAACAUACGUGGAAAGAUGGACAAUUAUCAUCAGACAUUGUAAAUAAUUUUGAGGCAGGUACAAGGAUUAAAAAUGCUAAUCUGUAAAGGAAGGCAGAAGAAUUGCUUUCAGUAAGUGAUUUUGGCAUGGCACAUGGCAUGCAAGAAAUUACGUACAUGAAUUACAUGAUUUCAUGCAAUAUUUAACAAGAGACUGCACUGUUAAGGACUGUAUAGAAGACAGUGUUAUUAUGAAGAGGGGGAAAUGGACGUGACGCAUACCUGAACAUUUCCUGAUUAUACAGCAUACACAAAUGGAAUACAAUAAUCAACUAGGCAAUAUGGACAAUUUCAAGAGAAAUAUUUUGUAGUGUUAAGGACUUAAAAAUGUUUUUGAUUAAGACUAUCAGUUAAUUUAGAAAUCCUCCAUUACAUCUGUACGUGGCAACUCCCUGUUCAGUGGAUGUUUUAAUGUUAUGUGUCUGUCAUCCCUCUUGUUACAUUUAUGGUUUACUUAACGGCACUGUCACUAUCUCAGAAUACACAGCACUGAAUGGUAGGAUGAGCAGAGAAUAACGAACUGGAAAGGGAGCGAAGGGAAGUGAUUAUAGCCUAAUUUCAGGUACUAUCCAGUAUCUGGGUCUUGCAGACUGCAGAAAACCAUGAGAAGCUUCAUUCAGGACAGCCAGUCUUCAGGUCAGGACUUGAACACAGAGUCUCGAGAAUAUGGAUGAGUGUUACUCACUCCACUUCAACAUCAGGUAUUUUGUAUAUGUUGCGUUCGUUAUAACAACAUGUCAACUUUACAAGGUGAAACAUAAGGAGCUGGACCUCCACACUGAACUGCCAAAUACAAAGUUGAGAUGAUGCCAAAGACAGGGUAAUGAUCCUACAUCUGGAAUCAACAUAUUAAUUUCCAUAUCUCUGGUGGCAACUCUUGUGCCAAAAUAAGGAAAGGAAUUCCUUCCCUUUUAAAACUGACAAAUUUGUAACCAAACUCUAAAAUUAAGGUGCACUGAAACUACCACUAAGUUCUGUGAACAGCGAAGGUUUGCUUACUUCAAUCAUCUCGAGGCAGUCUCAUAUGGUGGUCUUCUGUCUUAGGUAGGAGUCUCAUGAAAAGUCACUGGGCCCAUCUUCAGGGGUUUACUCUCAAAUACUGCAAGACUUACUCAUGGAGCUGAGCACUUCUUGAGAAGCCCCCAAUUGUGCAGCCACUUAAGAACUUCCCAGGA